Molecule: messenger RNA, 699 nt
Organism: Oppiella nova
Lineage: Eukaryota; Metazoa; Arthropoda; Arachnida; Sarcoptiformes; Oppiidae
Source: the annotation of a GenBank genome assembly
UAGUAAUGCCUAUAAAUUGAAAGCAUUGACUGUAAGCGUGAAUAAAGGGACACACAUUUGGUUGCAUUACUCGUGAAUCCAAUCAAUUAAAUCAGUAGUGAAUCAGUGAUGGCAGCCAUACAUACCCUGAACCCGAAGGCUGAGAUCGCCCGUCACUCGCAGGCCUUAGCCGUCAACAUCAGCGGCGCUAAAGGUCUUCAGGAAGUCCUCAAAACCAAUUUGGGUCCGAAGGGGACGAUGAAAAUGCUCGUCAGCGGCGGCGGAGAUAUUAAGAUCACUAAAGACGGCAAUGUCUUACUCCACGAAAUGCAAAUACAACACCCGACGGCUUCACUCAUAGCCAAGGCGUCGACCGCACAGAAUGACGAGACCGGCGACGGCACCACUUCGACGGUACUCCUGAUCGGGGAACUCCUCAAACAAGCGGAACACUAUAUCAGUGAAGGAUUGCAUCCGCGAGUUGUCGCCGACGGCUACGACUUGUCCCGGAAGAAGGCUCUGGAAGUACUGAAAGCCAUUAAAGUGGAUCAGAAGGACAUCGAUCGCAACACUUUGCUGAAUGUGGCGAAGACAUCGUUGCGAACCAAAGUUCACCACAAAUUGGCCGAUCAUUUGGCGACCAUUUGUGUGGACGCCUUACUCGCCAUCAGACAAGAGGGCAAACCGAUCGACCUGUUUAUGGUUGAGAUCCAAGAGAUG